This is a messenger RNA of Lingula anatina, 2339 nucleotides long. RefSeq names its product cell division cycle protein 20 homolog. Gene Ontology annotation, molecular function: ubiquitin ligase activator activity; protein binding; anaphase-promoting complex binding. Gene Ontology annotation, biological process: positive regulation of ubiquitin protein ligase activity; positive regulation of anaphase-promoting complex-dependent catabolic process; anaphase-promoting complex-dependent catabolic process. The record is from RefSeq and is a predicted model, not a curated record. NCBI's taxonomy places the organism in Eukaryota, Metazoa, Brachiopoda, Lingulata, Lingulida, Lingulidae. Gene Ontology annotation, cellular component: anaphase-promoting complex.
CAAGGACGCCUGCCUCGUUUUGAGAUUGGUCACAUGCCUAAACGCGGCGACUUCAAAGUUGAAAAGCUGUCAGAAAUCGCUAAACGACGAAAUCAGAUAAAACAAAGGAAGAGUGACAUCAUGGCGCACUUUAACUUUGAGAACAACCUGAGUGAGCUGACCAAGCUUGACGCACCAAUGCAGAGGGGUCCGUUGAUGAGAUGGCAGAGGAAGGCCCUCAGUCUGGAUGACCAGGCCGGGGCAGGGGGGAGCAGUGACAGACAUCUAUCUCUGCCUGAAGCAGGAAUAGCUGGGGGACUGUCUCCAAGACGUACUAGAAUAGGCUCCUCGAGGACCCCAAGCAAAGGCUCCAAGACUCCACUAACCUGCAGGACACCAAACAGAACUCCUGGGAAAACACCUGGGAAUUCCAAGAAAGUUUCUGGGAAAACACCAAAUAAGAAAACCCCCUUGACCCCUCACAGUGACAGGUUCAUCCCCAGCCGGUCCACCACAGACCAAGACCUGGGCCACUACCUGAUGAUGAACAAUGAGAAUGAGAACCCCCUGGCAGGGGGAAAGGUGGACUACCAGCAGAGAGUGACAGAGAACAUCUGUAAGGGGCAGCAAGACCCCCAGAACGCCAAGAUUUUGUCAUUUAGACAGAAGGCACCACAGGCAAAAGAAGGUUAUCUGAACAACCUGAAGGUCCUGUACAGCUCUGGUAAGUGCUCGGCCCCUAAGGCUCUAUCUACCAGACAGAUCCCUCAACAGCCUGACAGAAUCCUGGAUGCACCUGAGCUACUGGAUGAUUACUACUUGAACCUCCUGGACUGGUCCAGUCACAACCACCUGGCUCUGGCACUAGGGGGCAGUGUGUACCUGUGGAACGCUGGCAACAGCACCGUCACUCUGCUCUGCGAGCUGGAGAGUGAGGAGGAGUAUAUCUCGUGUGUCUCCUGGAUCAAGGAGGGCAAUAUCCUGGCUGUUGGAAACAGUACGGGGGCAGUGCAAUUGUGGGAUGUCAGUCAGCAGAAGUUGAUGAGAACCAUGGGUGGACAUGCUGCCAGGGUGGGUUCUCUGGCCUGGAACUCUUAUAUAUUGUCAAGUGGCUGUAGAUCUGGCGCCAUUCACCACCAUGACGUGCGUGUGGCGGACCACCAGGUGGGUACCCUGACCAGCCACGCCCAGGAGGUUUGUGGCCUGCAGUGGGCGCCAGAUGGGAGGUACCUGGCCAGUGGUGGGAAUGAUAACCUGCUCAAUGUGUGGGAGGGCAUGGCAGAGGCACCUGUUCAUUCAUUUACACAUCAUAUGGCUGCUGUCAAGGCAGUGGCCUGGUGUCCAUGGCAACCGUCAGUACUGGCCAGUGGAGGGGGCACGGCUGACCGCCACAUCCGUCUCUGGAACGUCCUGACGGGAGCCUGCCUGCACAGUGUGGACACCAACUCCCAGGUUUGCUCCAUACUCUGGUCCAGCAGUUACAAGGAGUUGAUCUCUGGGCACGGCUUCUCACAGAACCAGCUCAUCAUAUGGAAGUACCCUGCCAUGGGGAGAGUUGCUGAACUCACAGGUCACACUGCCCGAGUUCUUGGCCUUGCCAUGUCACCAGAUGGCAGCACGGUGGCUAGUGCAGCUGCUGACGAGACCAUACGACUGUGGCGCUGUUUUGAAAUCGACAAGCAGAGAAAGUCGUCUAGUUCUAAAUCGUUCAAAGAGCCAGUCACCAAGAGUGCCCUGCAGAGGGGCAUCAGAUAAAGAAUGGAUGCCAAUACACCUCAGUAACUAUAGAUUUAUCAUUUAUGAUGCCAUAAACAGUAGAAUAAUAUACUCCUGUGAAAAUAAUUUAUAAUAAUUUAUGCUUAGAAGCCCCAUAUAGCAUUGACAAUCCUGACUAAAACAGUUGUGAACAUCCUCAUGAAGGUAUUUGCUUUCUGCCUGCUUUGUGUCUUUGUUGAUUCAGAUGUAGGUGUAUACAGUACAUGCCAGUGCGUCCUCACAUUUAUAUGUGGUUACCUUCUAGGGAUGCAUUAAGGAUUUUGAAUUUCGUGACUUUGCAAAGAGAAAAAAUAUAUCUUAGAAAUGCCAUUUAUUUAUAUAGGAGUAAUUAUCAUCUUAAACAAUAUGAUCAAAUGCAAAAUCCAGGUUUGUGUCUAAAUGACCUUAAGUCUUAAAAUGCUCUGCACAGAACAUUUGACCAGUGACUUGACUGUAAAUCAUUAAUAUAAAUUUAAUAGAAAUGAAUGGAAAGACAAACGGCAUUCUAAUGAGAGAGUAUUUUUUUGUCAUUUUUAUGUUUUAAUUGCUAUCAUCAUGUAAUCAUAUUUGAUAUGCAUAAGUAAAUAAAGUUAUUUUUGUUAAAA